UUUGUGUCCUUUAGGCCCUUCAAUAUGAAGCCCGUGGUUGUUCUGGAUAACGGAGCUCACACGCUGAAAGUUGGUCUGUCGACCGACGCUCACCCGAAGGUCAUUCCGAACUGCAUAAUGAAGGUGAAGAAUGAAAGACGGCGAGCGUUUGUGGGUGCUCAGAUUGACGCCUGCAAAGACCUGUCGGGACUCUUUUACAUCCUUGCCUUCGAAAAGGGGUAUUUGGUCAAUUGGGAGGUGCAGAAGACGAUUUGGGAGAGUGUGUUCACUCAGGACCUGGAACUUGAAGGCAAAGAGAUUUUGAUCACCACUCCGAUGUUCAAUUUCACGUCCGUCAACGAGGGAAUACAAGAGAUGAUGUUCGAGGAAUUCCAGGUGUCUGCACUAACGUUGAGACCGGGUCCAGAUUUAUCUGCUUGGAAGUCUCACCUUGAUUGUUGCGUGAUAAUCGACUGUGGAUUCAGCUUUUCGCACAUAAUUCCCUACUUCAUGGGAGAGCGUAUAGAAAAUUGCGUGCGACGCGUCGACGUCGGAGGAAAAGUUUUGACGAAUUAUCUCACGGAAAUAGUGUCUUAUCGUCAGUUGAACGUGAUGGACGAGGGCUACGUGAUAAAUCAGAUGAAAGAAGAUGUUUCUUUCGUUUCACUCGAUUUCACGAAAGACAUGAAGGCUUGUGCCACGAAGAACAAUAAGAUUGCUCGUGAAUAUGUCCUCCCGGAUUUCUUGAAUAUCAAGCGAGGUUUCAUGAGGGAAUGUGGAAUUGCUAGCGAAAAUUCAAACGAACAGGUGGUUCAUCUUAUGAAUGAAAGAUUCUCUGUACCAGAAUUGCUCUUUUCACCUGGUAACGUUGGGUUGGACCAGAUGGGGGUCGCAGAAGCCACUGUAGAAGUUAUCCAAAAACUUUGUCCUGAGAAUUUACGGUUCUCGUUAUUCAGCAACAUAAUUCUCACUGGAGGCUGUGUGAAGUUCCGUAAUUUCGCUAAACGACUGGAACGAGAUAUUCGAUCCAUGGCAUGCGAUUUGUACGAUGUCAAAGUUACCAUGACGGAUGAUCCAAUCACCGCUCAUUGGUCUGGUGGAGCAGCGUUUGUAAAAUCGAAAGAGUACGCUGCCAGGAAAAUGACAAGAGAGGAUUACGAAGAACUCGGACCGAGUAGAAUUGUUCAGCUCGCAUCUGGAUCCAUUUCCCCGAAAAAUAUGCGAUCGGACGAGGAUGAUCUGGACGAUGGAGAAGAUUUUGAUGGAGUUGACUUGGUGGAGGAAGACGAUAAUGAGGAGAUGGAAGACGAUGGUGAAGGCGACGAGGGACUGGAGGAAGAUGAUGAAGAAGUCGAUGCAGAAGAUGUACAAGGUGAAGACGAUGACGACGAAGAUGAGGAUCAAGGCGGAGAUGAUGAAGAAGAUGAUAUUGAUUUUGAU
This is a messenger RNA of Notodromas monacha, 1419 nucleotides long. Lineage: Eukaryota; Metazoa; Arthropoda; Ostracoda; Podocopida; Cyprididae. The record is from the annotation of a GenBank genome assembly.